Messenger RNA from Lycium ferocissimum, 1064 nucleotides. RefSeq names its product RING-H2 finger protein ATL3-like. The record is from RefSeq and is a predicted model, not a curated record. NCBI's taxonomy places the organism in Eukaryota, Viridiplantae, Streptophyta, Magnoliopsida, Solanales, Solanaceae. Bases 147 to 959 code for a protein of 270 amino acids. The transcript has a single exon.
CUCUGAAGUAGAUUUUUCUGCAUAAAAUCAGAACCAUACAUUCCAGCAGUUGCAAUCUUUAGCAUCUUUAAGAAUGUUCAAACUUCAUUUUUCUUAAACCUAAGGAGCCAAUCUUGACUUGUUUUAUAGAUGGAGCAAAAGUUGAGAUGGAUUACUAUGUGUUGGGCAUAGCUAGGCAGGUUGUAAUCAUGAUGAUCGCGAUAUCAAUGAUAUUGCUGUUUGUGGGGAUAGGAACUCUGAUCGUGAUUCAUGUCUGUAUCGUUGGGAGAGCUUACAGAAGAGGAAUUGGAACCACUAACAUGGUGGAAAGAGGCAGCUUAGCUAGCAACAGCAUGUCCCAUGAGGAUAUAGAAAAGCUCCCUUCCUAUGCUUUUCAGUCCAAAAAUAAAGGAACUAGUCCAAUUGAAUGUGCAGUUUGUUUGGAUAAUCUCAAGGUGGGUGAAAAGUGCAGAUUGUUGCCUCUGUGCAGUCACAGUUUUCAUGCUGAAUGCAUAGACUUGUGGCUCUUGAAAACCUCCAUUUGUCCAAUUUGCAGAGCUACUGCUGGUGGCUCGAUAUCUGGUGGAGAAAGUAGCCGCUACAGUGAAAGUGGUAGGCAGGAAUUAAACGGGGAAACGGCUGAAUUAGCAGAGACGAUAUUUGCACCAGAGAGCGACAAUCCCAUCAACAGUUCAAGCUUUGAGACGAUAGCAAAUCAUACAGGGAGGACAGCCCAAAACAGUGAGCAAUUGAGUGGAAUUGGUUCAAUAGAUGGCCAAAUUACUAGUGAAGUCUAUGUGAACAUUAGUGAAACAAGUAAUGAUUUGAGAGAGAUCCAAGAAGUUGUGCAUGCAAGUACUGAGAAUUCUACUGAGUUGAGAGCAACCCAACCUAUAGAAACUAUCCAUUUGGUCCAUGAAGAAACACUACAAUCAAGAGAGCCCCAAACUGCUCAAUUAAACUUAGCUGAUCAGAGUUGACAACCAUUUAUAUUGGUCUGUUGCUUCACCCAGAAAAUAUUGUUUGGAAUGUAAACUUAUACGUAUUCUUGUUUCUGAUUUAUAUAAAAAGGCUUGUUGCUUGCA